AUGGAUGAGGCUCACGGGCCCUUACCCAAACUGACGGAUCUGGGAAUGGAUAAUAAGUAUGCAGACGGAACCCUUCUCCUCCGGCCCGAGCUUUUUUAUUACAAUCAGGGUCUGACGUUGAAACAUCAGAAAGCGACGGUAGACAAGUUUGAAAAGGCCCGGGUUUUGUUUACGCUUUCAUCAAAAAUGGUUUCAGAAGAGUACAUGUCCACGCUUUUCAACGAGGAAGUGAUAGAGAAACUUAAACCACAAGUGGUCAGCAUGCAUGGAAUCGACCUUCCCCCCGAACUAAUGCACUGGCGCAACUCAGUUGGUAUUAUAGUAAAAGACUCUGUCCGCAACUCUGCAUCAUUAGCAGAGCAAAUGGCGAUACUCCGGAUCCUAUCUGAAUCAGAAAACAGCCUUCAUCCAGAUGAAUUGGAGCCAGAGCAGUGUUUACUGGAGAAGGAGGAAAUAGAUAUGGCCGGAAAGGGGUCUUUGAUAACCAAACCGACCUCUACCUCUUUAGAGAGGCUCAAACGGUUUGCACGGAGCCGCGGCUCCUUAAGCCGAAAAGAUCUUGACCAGCUCAAUAAUUUAACCAUAGAUACCCUACUUACUAGCAGUGCAAAUACCAGUAGAAGACCUAGUAUCAUGACUCCUAUCUCUUACACGCCGACGGCUCCCCGUGCUUCUGAUGCUAAGAAGAUGGAUUUCAGCACACUGACACCGCCUGAUGCCUAUCUAAAGCACUCCUCCGACUGCGCUUCAGCAUGCCGGAGCUCUGACGCAUUCCAGCAAAGAGAGCCUGCAGACAAUGAGAAUCAAAUUUUGUUAGAUAUUGACACGCUGGCUAGUUGUAUUAAUCCUGAGGCUAUUGACACAGUCAUUUGUGAACGUUCAGAGAAGGCUAUUAGUCCAGCAGAAAAAGCUAUGCUGGGGUCAUCUCCUGAAGUUUCCAUUAAGGAGUGCAGACUGGAUGACACCCUUGCUAUUAGUGAUUCCAUACUAGCGGAAGAUUGCCUUUAUAACAGGGUCAAGGAAGACUGUUCAUGGCACAGCGACAUGGUCACGUUUGCCGAGCCAAGAAGUGACAUGAGCUUUUCGGACAGUGAUUAUGAGGAGCUUCUCUAUGAGGUCUUAGCAGAGUACAGAUUGGAGGCCAGCAACGAAUCCAGCGGCGAUACCAAGCACCUUGUAAAAUCUCAACUAUAUUAUAAUACUGACGUUCCAGUAGAUGAGAAUAGCGCUACUUACAGAUCAUGUUUGGCAACCUUCCGAAAGAGAUUGUUGACUCCUGGCGUGCUUGACAAGUGCGCGGUAGAAUCUAAGUCCCUGAGACAGAGUAUGGUCCCACUAGGACCAGAUGCUGCAAUUCACGAAAAGGCAACCUUUGAUGGUAACUAUGAGGCUGUUCUCUCACGAUUUACAAAUCACAUGCAAAUAGACGUCUCCAUUCCGAUUGCCCUGGCAAACAUGCUCCCGAUUAGUACUUCAUAUAAUGGCUCAACCACGUAUAAGUCCUUUAUACUAGAUAGGCACGUGGAUGGGGUAAUCAUAGCCAACGCAGUAGAUGGAUCUGCGACGCUUUAUAUGCAGCCAGCUCAUGACCAUUGCAUUGUCCAUACGAGGAAAGCUAUUGAUAAGGUAUACUCCCAAGAUGCGUUUGUGAAAAGAAAUUAUGUUCUUGAAUGCAAAGACUUAGGAUUUAAGCGGCUCUCAUUAGAUAAACCCAUUUCUAGCAACGAACUCGUUAGGUAUUCAAAAGCAAGGCAUGGUACUGAGGAUGGAGAAGGCAGCACUUUCCACUUGGAAGGUCUUUCCCAACUAUCCUCUGCCUCAAAGGGUUACCACAGCGGUACAGUUGCAAAGCCCAAUUCACGGGCUGGGAUGGAACGAUCGUAUACCAUUGACAACAACGUAGAGGCAGGCAAACAAGUUGAGAACGACGAAUCUCUCGCUAAUUUAGGUAUUCAACGUGAAAGCUGUGCACACGCCCCAACUGACGACUACCAGCCACACGAGUUAUAUGAAACAACUGGUAAAGCUGCACCAAAACUGACACUUAGCAUGUUAGAUUCAGUAUCCUCUGAGCGUCGUCAACACGACUUAACGACCGUGCAGCCAUCCUUGCCUAGUUUGAACAACACCACUAUUUCCUUCAGAGGCGCUGUUCGCAGCCUUGCCAGGACGCUUCAGGAUCAGGUGCCUGAUAAGAUUCUAUCCCACAGCAUAGUUAGCUCGAAUAUACGAGCUGUUGAUACAGGAAAGACUAUUCAUCGUCACUCGCUUUUAAUGAAAAGUAAUCUCCCAAUCGAAUCUACCGCUGUGCAAGAAGACUUUACUAACGAAAUGAUAAACACAAAGAUAUGCGAAUUGAAUAGCGCACCACUGCUUAAGAAGUCUAAGACACAGAUUAGUAAUAUCUGCAAGGAAGUACCUUCUGGAGUGGUGCAUAUGAGAGCACAUAAACUAGAGACUAAUAGUAGUACGGCGGGCACUCAUCAAGGGCCCCUAAACUUCUUUGAAAAGAACGCUUUGCUCAGGUACGAAAAGUUUGCAUCGAAUAAAAGGGAGCGUAAGAUUCUAGACUCAUGGCAGCUCACCUCCGUCUAUGGCCCCAACCUGAUCCCAUUCGGAGGAAGCAAUACCAAGCACUCCGCUGUGUAUGUUGAUAUUCGGGAUGUUGUAAAGACAAGAGAGCAAAUCAAGGCUCGCUUUCGCACUGCAUCCGAUUCCUCUGUUAACUGUGGUGUUACAAGAGAAAAUCUAGUAAAAUAUGGCACGGCUUCUGUACUGAACUCUACAAUGUAUAGCAAAAAGAAUAACACUAUCUCCGUAUGCGCUCCAAGGGUUUCGACACGCGAUCACGCUGAUUGGAAGUUGGAAAAGUACUCCAAAAGGGGUAUCAGUGUAAAGUGA
This is a messenger RNA of Giardia duodenalis, 2901 nucleotides long. RefSeq lists its product as uncharacterized. The transcript has a single exon. The coding region runs from base 1 to 2901 and encodes 966 amino acids. Lineage: Eukaryota; Fornicata; Diplomonadida; Hexamitidae. The record is from RefSeq and is a predicted model, not a curated record.